UUUUUUUCCACUAAAGGAAACCAAGGAGAGAGGGAUUUUUUUUUUAUUAUAGCUAUUAGAUUGUGCCAAUCGGCUUAUUCUAUUGGUUUGGUCUCAGUGAUGUCAUAAUAGAAGUGGAACUCGUUUAUUUGACAAUGAUGCGUGCUACGUUCCCCAGUGUACCAUGCACGGUAGGAUGGUGGUCUCCGUUUUCUCAGGUCGUUUUGGGAUUAAAAAUUCUUAUUUAAUAGAUCACUUGUUGGUCUGCGGUGCUCAGCCUUGCAUUGAUAACAGGAAGCACCUAGAAAAGACAGCCUGUUUGUUCUGCAAAGUAUCUCCCUCGAUUUCCCGAAGGGCGAGAAGAAAACUGAAACUGCAGCAUGGGAAAAGUGCUCUGGACUCAUUCAGAUCUAAACGUGUGCUCUUUUCAAUUAUUUUAAAGAGGAUAAAGAUAUAAUUCUUACAGUAGAGGAUUUUGAUUUUACUAUGGCUGUUCAGAGGAAUACACGGUUAAGAACCAAAAGAUCUUCUACCAGAAAUGCAGGCAUAGACAUUGAGAGUUGCAUUUCUAGUCCAGUUUCACUCCCUGGAUUAGGAAACGGUGACGGAGAUUGUAAAUCUUCUCUAGAAAGUAACUUGGAACUUCGAUCUGAUAAUAGAGAACCAGAAAUUCCUGGUACCUGUUUGCAGGAUGUGCCUAAUACCGGAGAUACUUCUAAGGACUGUUUUUUCAAAAAUGAUAGAAAUAGUACUAUUCGAAGGAAGAUUCAAAUUAGAAAAUCUAAAAAAUCUUCUGAAAUAAGUAAUGUCACUGGUGGCCAAAACAAAAGACAGAGUCUAUCAGCAUGUAAAAAACAGGUGCAAAGCAAUAAACGUGCCAUAUGUAAGAACAAAAUAUGUGUACUUAAUAGUGAUUCCAGUGAAAACAAAGUAUGCCGAAGAAGUUCAAGGAAAAGAAAAAUAUGUUUUAAGGAUGAACUGUUGUCUCAACCAAAAACAGAGCAGAAUGAUAAACAGAUUGAACCUUUCCAAACAAGCAUGGAAAUAGUACAUGUAAAAUGUACUGAGAGUUCUUGCAGCAAAAUCCCUACAGCUGCUAAUAAAAACCUUUCAGUAGUAGAAAUGCAAAGAAACGUGUUGACUUCAGAGAGUGCAAGUGAACAGAGGGCUUCCACUAUGGAUGUUACUGUUUCCCAGAUGUGCCGAGAGAAACCUUGUACAUCAAUCAAAGAGAGACGUACUCAAAGAACCCAAGUGGAAAGGCGGAAAACCAGUCCAUAUUUUUCUAGAAAAUUAAUCAAAGAAGCUCCAAGUCCACCAAGAAGGAAAGCUUUUAGGAAAUGGACUCCACCUCGUUCUCCUUUUAAUCUGGUUCAGGAAACAUUGUUUCACGAUCCAUGGAAACUUCUGAUUGCAACUAUAUUUCUGAACAAAACCUCAGGAAAGAUGGCUAUCCCUGUGCUGUGGGAAUUUUUUAAGAAAUAUCCUUCACCAAAUGUAGCAAGAACUACCAACUGGAAAGAAAUGUCAGAAUUGCUUAAACCUCUUGGCCUAUAUGAACUCAGAGCAAAGACCAUCGUCAAAUUUUCAGAUGAAUAUUUGGUUAAGCAGUGGAAAUAUCCAAUUGAAUUACAUGGGAUUGGAAAAUAUGGAAAUGAUUCUUACAGAAUUUUCUGUGUGAAUGAAUGGAAAGAGGUACAGCCACAAGACCACAAAUUGAACAUUUAUCAUUCCUGGCUGUCGGAAAACCAUGAGAAAUUAAAUCUUAAUUAUUAGCUCUUUAUAAUCUCUUGGUCCUUUCUCAUGUUUUAAACUGCUUUUUCUGCUACCCCACUUUAUUAACUAUAAAUAUAAAUGCUUCUUUUAUAUGACUGUAAAUAAUUUA
Messenger RNA from Thamnophis sirtalis, 1864 nucleotides. RefSeq names its product methyl-CpG binding domain 4, DNA glycosylase (gene MBD4). Lineage: Eukaryota; Metazoa; Chordata; Lepidosauria; Squamata; Natricidae. Gene Ontology annotation, molecular function: catalytic activity; DNA binding. Gene Ontology annotation, biological process: DNA repair. Gene Ontology annotation, cellular component: nucleus. The record is from RefSeq and is a predicted model, not a curated record.